UGAGUGUGAGCUGGGUCGGGGUUGCAGACUGUGUCCAGCGCCGGUUCUGUGUGAACUCUCUGACCGAGUUUCCUUUCUGCAGGAGCCGCCGCCGCUGCUGCUGUUGUUGCUGUUGCUGGUCUUACCGGGCACGGGCCGGGCCGCCGAGCUGAUUUACCGGGUCCGGGAGGAGUCACCGGCGGGCACCUACAUCGGUAACCUGGCCACCGACCUGAGGCUGAACCGGAGCGAGCCGGGAGUCACCUAUAACCUGGCGUCGGCGGCGGGCUCCGGCCGCUUCGUGGACCUGAACCGGGAGACCGGGGAACUGCGGACGUCGGCGGCGGUGCUGGACCGGGAGGAGCUGUGCCCGGAUCCCGGUACCGGGAGCCUGGCGGAACCGUGCUGGCUGCUGCUCGAUGUCCUGCUGCUGCCCCCCCGCCUGUUCCGCCUCCUCAAGCUCCGGCUCCGGGUCGAGGAUGUUAACGACCAGGCGCCGCGGUUCCCCGCCUCCAGCCUCGGCCUCUCGGUACCGGAGAACGCGGAGCCGGGCUCCCGCUACCCUCUGGAACCGGCGGCCGAGGACCCGGAGCCCGGCCUCAACGGGAUGCUCCGCUACCGGCUGCAGGGGACGGGCCCCGCCGCCUACUCCGGCGCCUUCUCUCUGGCCCAGGAGGACGGCGCGGUGCCGGGGAAGCCGGCUCCUUUCCUGGUCCUGGCGGCGCCGCUGGACCGGGAGUCCCGGGAUCGGUAUGUGAUGGAGCUGGUGGCCGAGGACCGGGGCAGCCCGAGCCUGUCGGGGACGGCCACGGUAACGGUGUCGGUGAGCGACGUUAACGACCACUGCCCCGAGUUCCCGCAGAGCGAGCUCCGCCUCAGCGUGUUCUCCAACAUCUCGGUGGGCAGCACCGUCACCCGGCUGCAUGCCCAGGACCCCGACCUCGGAUACAACGCCCGGGUCGUCUACUCGUACGGGGAGCGGGUCCCCGGGAGCUCCAGCCGCCUGUUCCGCCUGGAUCCGGUCUCCGGUACCAUCCGCCUGGCCGCCCCCAUCCGGGAGGGCAGUGCCCGCUUACACCGGCUCACCGUGCUGGCUACCGGCACCGGCUGCGCCCCGGUCGCCCUCACCGUCAGCCUGAACGUUAUCCCGGUGGGGGUUACCGGACCCCCGGUGCUCAGCCCCCGGUACAUCGCCCUGCAGGCGGACGGCGUGCUUUACCUGAAGGAGAGUGAGCCCCCCCGGACCCCCUUGGCCUUCUUCACCGUUACCGGGGACCGGGAGCCGGUCCGCUGCUACCUGCACAGAGGGGAGGCAGCGGCGGCUUUCCGCCUGUCCCGGUACCAGGACCUCCCCGGUGAGUACCUCCUGGAGACCGGGCAGCCCCUGGACUAUGAGCUCCAGCGGCGUUACCAGGUCACAGUGGUGGGGGAGAACGCAGACGGGCUAGCCAGCAGGGUCCACCUCCAAAUCCAACUCAUCGACGAGAACGAC
Molecule: messenger RNA, 1471 nt
Organism: Chiloscyllium plagiosum (whitespotted bambooshark)
Lineage: Eukaryota; Metazoa; Chordata; Chondrichthyes; Orectolobiformes; Hemiscylliidae
Source: RefSeq, a predicted model, not a curated record